GCGUGGAGAUCGUGGAGGACGACGUGGAAGACGGAGAGCUGGAGGAUGAAGUGGAGUUCGUGCCGCCUGAAGAAUUGACCCAAAAGAGGUCGAACCUGCCGCCAAAAAUGAGGAAAUUGUAACAAACAAUGUCAGUCAGCAUACCACGCAAGACGAUGGGGAUAACCUGGUUUUCGAGGUGAGAUUCGGCAAUGAGGAGCACUUCGCCAGUCUGCAGAAGCAAAUGCUGGAGGUUUUGGAACACACUUAUGCGGAAAAGGAAUUGGAUUUCAGGGUUAAUCAAGAAGAACUGGUAAUAGCUGCCUUUGAGAGGAGUGAAGAUGCUGCGGACACUGAGGAUCUCUUCAUGAUCGACACUCAGCCGGUGGCCAAGCUAAAUGCCUCCCAAGUUCCCUCCUACAAACGCUGCAAUUCAGACAUCCUGGACGAGCAGACGGAGGCGCGGAAGAAACUCAAGGCCGAGGCGGUCAACAAGUGCUUCCGGCCCAAGGCGCAAUCCUCGUGCUUCAAUUGCGGCGACACAGAUCACUCUCUGCGCGAGUGUCCCAAACCCAGAAACAAUGCCAAGAUAAUGCGGGCCCGCCAAAAGAACAGCCACCGCAUGGAGCGGUAUCACGUGGACGCAGAGCAGCGCUUCGGUCACAUACGCCCGGGGAAGAUCAGCACCAAAACGCGCCAUGCCAUGGGCUACAGUCGCGUCCAGUUGCCAUUCAUGUUCUACCGCCUCAGGGUGCUGGGCUAUCCGCCCGCCUGGCUGGAGGACGCCAAGGUCCAGGGCUCGGGCAUAGCCCUGUUUAAUGCAGAUGGCACCGAGGUCAUCAAAUCCGACGACGAAGAUGGAGAGUCUGACACCUUUAAGUUCGACAUCAACAAAAUAGUCGAGUUUCCUGGCUUCAAUGUCCAGCCCGCUGAAAAGUUUUUCGAUGACUUUAAACACCACAAUGUACCGCCAUUUCAAGAGAGCCAAUCCAAGGCGAACUUUAUCAAAUUGCUGGGCGAAAACGUGACCAACGGUUACAAGCGCAAGAAGCUGGUGGAUCUGCCAGCGCCCCACGACCAAGAGCCCGUUCCCAGCGAGAAGCAGACCAGCUUCGGUGACUGCGACAUGGAGCUGGUGGACGAGGCCGAGGAUCCACCGCUGCCACCAUCAACGCCUCCGCCACCACCACCCCCGCCAUUGGAAGAUGAGCAGGAGGCACGCUCGCCAUCACCAAGUCUAGAUGAUUUGAGGGCUCAGCAGGAGAAGCUUUUGCAGCAAUUGGAGUGCAACACCUCACUGAACACGACGGCAAACGAUUCUAUAUCACAGACUGACCUGGAUGACACCUCUGAGGUGGCCGAGCCUGCAGUGAAGUCCCAAGAGAUGGAACAAACGCAAUCAGCUCCUGCGACGCCCUUCAAGGCUUCCUAUGAGGGAACGCCCUUGCUGAAAUUCUCCGUUUACGACAAGUUGCCCGUGGGCAGCAACUUCAAGGUGGGCGUCAGCGAUGUCAUUAACUUUGAGAACCUGCCCGACUCCACCGGGAAAUACGAACAAAUGAAGGGUCUGCUGAAGAACGUGCGCGAAAAGAUGGUUAAACUGCAAAAUGAGAACUGACAAGCCCAUGGACAAACAUAUGCAAACCACAUCUCAUCCCGCCCACCAAUUGUACAAUAUUUUAAAUGUUUUAAAGCCUCUUGUAAAAACCAAAUAGACAACAGAAACAUGUUUUCCAAAGUCUAUUUUUAAAAAUUUCCAAAUAUGUUAGUUAAUAA
This is a messenger RNA of Drosophila gunungcola (fruit fly), 1755 nucleotides long. Its product is annotated as zinc finger CCHC domain-containing protein 8 homolog. NCBI's taxonomy places the organism in Eukaryota, Metazoa, Arthropoda, Insecta, Diptera, Drosophilidae. The record is from RefSeq and is a predicted model, not a curated record. The transcript has 4 exons. The coding region runs from base 224 to 1597 and encodes 457 amino acids. Gene Ontology annotation, cellular component: catalytic step 2 spliceosome. Gene Ontology annotation, molecular function: zinc ion binding; RNA binding.